Molecule: messenger RNA, 3581 nt
Organism: Acanthopagrus latus (yellowfin seabream)
Lineage: Eukaryota; Metazoa; Chordata; Actinopteri; Spariformes; Sparidae
Gene: brms1la
Product: BRMS1 like transcriptional repressor a
Exons: 9
Coding region: 180-968 (262 amino acids)
Biological process (GO): negative regulation of transcription by RNA polymerase II
Cellular component (GO): Sin3-type complex
Molecular function (GO): histone deacetylase binding
Source: RefSeq, a predicted model, not a curated record
CCUAUACAAAAAAUAGCGCCUUGGCGAGAUUUGUUUUUAGCUUAGCUGAUGCACGCGAGUGAAUUGUAACCGAGAAAAGAGAAAUAAGUUUAAGCUUCUGUCUGUGGAAAUUGUUUAUUAUUACAACAUUCUCGCGAACGCCCUCCACCUCCCCACUUUUCUGAAGCACACUUGCUGCAAUGCCGGUGCACCGUGACCGGGAAAAGAAGGAUACCACAGCAGAGGAGAUGGAGUUGGAGGAGCAGGAACAAGAGGCGUCCAGCUCAGAGGAGGAGGAUUCUGACACCUCCUCUGUCUCCGAGGAUGGAGACAGCUCUGAAAUGGAUGAGGAGGACUGUGAGCGGAGGAGGAUUGAGUGUCUGGAUGAAAUGUGCAAUCUGGAGAAACAGUUCACAGAUCUCAAAGACCAGCUGUAUCGUGAACGUCUCAGUCAGGUGAACAGCAAGCUUGCGGAGGUAGAGGCCGGCCGGGCAGCAGAGUAUCUGGAACCUCUGGCAGUACUGCUGGAGAACAUGCAGGUCCGCACCAAGGUGGCAGGUAUCUACAGAGAGUUGUGUCUGGAGUCUGUGAAGAACAAGUACGAGUGUGAGACCCAGGCGGCAAGCCAACACUGGGAGAGUGAGAAGCUGCUGCUGUUUGAUACAGUACAGAGUGAACUGGAGGAGAAAAUUAGAAGACUUGAGGAAGACAGACACAGCAUAGAUAUUACAUCAGAGCUGUGGAACGAUGAGGUAACAGGAAGGAAGAAGAGGCAAGAUGCUUUGAGUCCAGAUAAGAAAAGGAGAAGACCUUCAGUGGUGUCUGGCCCGUAUAUUGUUUAUAUGCUGCCUGACUUGGACAUCCUUGAGGACUGGACAGCUAUUAGAAAGGCCGUGGCGACACUGGGUCCCCACCGAGGGAAAUCUGAUUCUGACAGCUCCGCGUUCCCAUUCAGACACGACAGGAACAGACCUAUUCUCAACUGCUGAGGAACACACACACACACACACACACACACACACACACACACACACACACACACACACACACACACACACACACACACAGUCAAACAAAUGAGAAUCUCAAACACAUCCAUACUACAUAUAUAUGACACACACAGCAGCAUUCACUUCUGCAUGCAUGAAAACAAACAUUUCUCUGACUUUUCCAGCAAUCUACUACAUUUCUCAGCUAACAGAGACACCAGUCAGUAAGCUGCCUCUCACGCCAAGAAGCACAGACAUUCACAACUCAUAAUAUGGGUUGCAUUCUUUGAAAGAACAACCAGCACAAGAAGCAUAAUUUCCACUGACAUCAGUCAGAAUUGGGCUGUUUUUUUGUUUACAAUUAUAAGCUAAUUAAAAUGUUGAAUUCCAAAAUGAAACACCAUAAAAAACAUAACAGAAUUUUAUACUCAGCAUUCAACAUUAUAUAGGCAGGUGUUUGCUGAAGCCAACACUGAUAUAAAUAUGACAUAAAAUUAUUAAAUUAGGGUUUUAUUGACUGAAGCUUUGAAAAUGUUUAGCAGAGAAAAGACAGCCACAAGACAGAGCAUGUUGGUGACACAAACUAGCAUUUAUAUAGUUUUGUUUUGUUGUAUCUUUUAAAAAGAAGGCCAUUUCUACACAAAAUGUCACCUGGUAUGGUAAACGUUAUGAUUUAAAAAGGCCUUAAAACGUGUUCUGAAUCGUUUCGGACAGUGUUUGACCUCUGUCACAGUUUGGAUUGAAAUCUGUGAAAUGAUCGCUCGUCAACAUUUUUAAUCAGAUCCACUUGGGCUUUGUCCUCACUAAAGUUUUUAAUCCUGCCAUGAUGUAGUAUUAGGAUGCCAUUGUCUAUACACAUUAAUGUGUUCUAGGGUGUGAAUGUGACCAAAUCAAGCGUUGUUUGGCCUUUUUUUUUAUUACGGUCUAAUAGUUGAAUUUUAAAUUCUGUAAAUCCUAGCUCACAUCCUGAGUUCACUGUUGACUACAUUCAGGCAACCAUGUUUCUAAUGUGUUACAACUAGUAGGUGCCGUUAUCUGACAAGUCAUAUGAAGAGUUUGUUGACAGUACUGUUUUCACCAACAGUUCAACCUUUUGCAAGUUUCAUUUAGCAUUACUGGAGCUCUUAAAUGCCCUUAUGCACUGAGUGACAUGUUCAAAGAGAAGGUUUGAUUUCAUAGGCUCCACUUCAUUGUCUCAGUGUAAACACCUAGAUGUAGCUAGAUUUUUUUAAUCUUAAAUCUGGAAAGUUGUUGACAAAGCUUUCCAUGACAAAUGAGGAAAUGCUGGUUUAUAUAUGAACCUCGCUGAUUGUGCCAAGAAAAAAUGUACAUUUUUGUACCGUUUUUAUGUGAAUCAGUUUAAAUGUUUGCAUGAGAAUAAUUAUUACUUUUGGUUAAAGUUAUUUGAAUAGUUAGUUGGUGAUCAUAAGACAGUUUGUAUAGUUCUUUGUUGUGUCAGAGAGCAUCCAGAACUCCACAGUGCCUACAUUUAAAGUUAAAGUGCUGUAAAAUGUGUCUCGUUCCUUCUCUUGCACAUACUGAAAAUAAUGGAAAAGCAGUUCUCGUUUUAGAAGUGCGUCUUGCGUUGUUAAGAGUUAGCUUGUUGAUGUGAUUGUGAUUGAGACAAACUAAGUGAUAGCAGUAGGUUAAAUGAAAUGCAAGAUAAGGAAAAGAUUGUGUGUGCAUAGGUGACCAAUGCAAAUACUCUCUAUGUUAAGCCUAAAUUCAGGAAGGUAUUGGAUUUGUCAGACUUCCUCAUACCAGCACCUCUGUUGACAGGUGGUGAUAAGAACGUAGCAAAAACAGGGCUUAGUUCAGUUGAUCCUUUUUUAUGCCAUAUAGUAUUUAUGUGAUACCUUGGCUUUUGGAAUCUGUUUUUCCUCACCAAACUCUUAAAUUAAAUUCUAUACCUUUGUUAACUUAGGUGAUCAUUUUCUUAUGGAUCAUACAGUAAAGUCAGUUGACUCCCCUCUUGUUUAUAACACUAUAUCAUUUAAAUUGCAAACCAGUGUCAAUAAUACAGUGAGCCAAUGUAACCACUUGAACAAAUGAUCUUGUUGUAAGUGUAGAGGAAACAUAUGAAAAGUUAAAACACCAAGGUAUCCCUUUCAAGUUGCUGUCCCACAAAUAUUACUGUUAUAUUGUCUUCUUGCACAUCUACCUCUUUUAUCUGUCGCUCACUCUUUAAAGUCAAAUCCACAUUUUUAUGAACCUGAAAAUGCUUCCAUCUUUAUGACUUCUGACAAAAGUAAAUGUUGUUGUUUCUCUGUAUUACUGGUUCAUAAGGCUGUGCAGGUUUGUCAGGAUUUUUUGUAAAGAUUACUGUGAUGAGGACUAAUUGUACAAACAAGGGAGGAACCGAACCAUUUCCUUCCAAUCAUACCCCAACCGAAUCUUCACAGAUACAACCAGCUGUUUGUAAAGGCUGAUGAACAAACUGCCUUUUAAUAUUUUUGAUUUGUAAAGAGGUUUUUGAAGAUUAUGGUGGUGGGGAUGGGGAUUCCAAUCAAUAUUUUUUUCACAGUUUAUGUUCAGUAAUGUGUCAGGUACAUUUGUGUCUUCCUUGUCGAUGAUGUGGGAGGUUCUUACAAUUAAAAGUUGUUUUGUACUUUG